GCGUGGGUGUCCCUCCGAUCGGUCGGUGCCGCCCGAGGAGGCGGGGGUGGGCGGUGACCCGGUCGGCCCGAUAGCGGACGGAAGAUAAAGGCGCGCUGCGGACGCCGGCCAUCAGUCGCAGUGGUGACGCGGCAGUGCGCAGCCAUGGCCGCCAAGGGAGCCGAGUACGACAACCCGAUGCUGGAGGGCGGGAUGGGCUCCUCGCACGACUCGACCCGGCGGCCACAGCAGCAGCAGCAGCAGCGCUACGAUGUCGUGAUCGGGGCAGAGAGCAGCGAGGCCUCGCUCGACUGUUUCUCAGUUCUGCUGAUCGCGCUCUCCUAUCUCCUCUUCAUCAUCACUUCACCCAUCACCAUCUGGACCUGCAUCAAGAUCGUCACCGAGUACGAGCGGGCAGUCAUCUUCCGUCUGGGCCGGCUGCGCGGCGGCGGCGGCGCCGUCGGGCCCGGCUGGUUCUUCGUGCUGCCCUGCAUCGACACGUACAUGAAGGUGGACCUGCGCAGCGUCUCGUUUGACGUGCCGCCGCAGGAGAUUCUCACCAAGGACUCGGUCACGGUCGCUGUCGACGCCGUCGUCUACUACCGCGUCUCGAGCCCGGCCGUGGCCGUCGCCAAUGUCGAGGACUUCGCGCGCAACACGCGGCUGCUGGCCGCCACCACGCUGAGGAAUGCUCUGGGCACGCGCACCCUGGCGGAGAUCCUGUCUCAGCGCGAGGAGGUGUCCACCCACAUGCAGGAGACCCUGGACGAGGCCACCGACCCGUGGGGCGUCAAGGUGGAGCGGGUCGAGAUCAAGGACGUGCGCCUGCCGAUGCAGCUGCAGCGCGCCAUGGCCGCCGAGGCCGAGGCGGCCCGCGAGGCCAAGGCCAAGGUGAUCGCCGCCGAGGGAGAGAACCGGGCGUCGCGCGCGCUGAAGGAGGCUGCAGACGUGAUGGCCGACAGCCCGUGCGCGCUCCAGCUGCGCUACCUGCAGACGCUCAACACCAUCUCUGCCGAGAAGAACUCGACGAUCGUGUUCCCGCUACCGAUGGACAUCAUUGGCCCGAUGCUGAACCGCUCCAGCUAGUUGGCUUCGAGAGGUAGAUGGAGAGUACAGUCCACAAAUGUUGACGGCUGGGUAGGAGCCGGGGAUGUCACUGUGCUUCCUCGCCACCACGGCUCUGCCAUGGCGCGGUUAGCUGCUGAAGCGUCUAUCCGGACUCGGCAACACUGUUUGUGACGGUAUGUGUGAUAGUCACACUUGAAUACUGCCUCUAAUUCCUCUGUUUCUUGAAGAUAAUGUCAAUCUCGAUUAUGCGAAUCGCUUACAUCAGUAACAAUGUGCUGUGUAGGCAGGGCAUAUUUUAAGGAUUUUUCACUGCGUCCCAAAGGUGGCAUAGGGCACACGCUUUGAUCGGAAAGGGCACAUUGCAAGCGAAAUAGUAUAUAAUGCAAGUAAGAUAAUGUACAGAUACAUUGUGUACUGUGCUGGUGGAGGGGCACUGCAAACGGGAUAUUGGAAGCGGGCUGUGAUUGCUUUUGGCCAGUCUCGAAAUUCGCCCAGUCGUAGUGCGUUCUUUAUCCGCAUUCAAAGGGCGGACCGGCGAUUUAUAUGACAUUUACAUUAUUGUUAGUCACUCGUUUUCCUGAACGGCGUUGGGCGUGUUUGACCUUCCUUGACGCACCAAAUUGUACCUAUGCUUAGAGAAUAAAAAUGAAUAUGCACAUGAUUAAAAUGUGAUACAUACGUCUC
This is a messenger RNA of Amphibalanus amphitrite, 1731 nucleotides long. RefSeq names its product band 7 protein AGAP004871-like. The coding region runs from base 145 to 1065 and encodes 306 amino acids. The record is from RefSeq and is a predicted model, not a curated record. The transcript has a single exon. Gene Ontology annotation, cellular component: plasma membrane. NCBI's taxonomy places the organism in Eukaryota, Metazoa, Arthropoda, Thecostraca, Balanomorpha, Balanidae.